GCUUACCGCGGCUUUUCCCCUGAACGGGUGUGAAGAUUGAUAAUUUAUUUUAGCGCAGACUUGCUGUUUUUUUAUCCUUAAAAAGAAGUGGGACGCAUUUUGCUCCGUUUUGGUCCCCCUGCUUCCUGCCAUCUGAGGAAGCGCUGAUCUGAGUUACCACGGUCCGUUUUUGGACGGUAUUGGGAACUGCUGGUCAAUUGUUCAUUACAUCUGGUGAUCAGGAUGGCCUUAAAUGUCUUUGAUCACGAUGAGUACAGACCACCAGUCUGGAAAUCUUACUUGUACCAGCUCCAGCAGGAGGCGCCACACCCUCGCAGGAUCACUUGCACAUCAGAGGUGGAAAACCGGCCUAAGUACUAUGGAAGAGAGUUCCAUGGGAUGAUAUCCAGAGAGGAGGCCGAUCAGCUCCUGAGUCAGGCUGAAGGCAGCUACCUCAUCAGGGAGAGCCAGAGGCAGCCGGGCACCUACACUCUGGCUUUAAGGUUUGGAAACCAGACCAGGAAUUUCCGUCUCUACCACGAUGGGAAACACUUUGUUGGCGAGAAAAGGUUCGAGUCUAUCCAUGACCUGGUGACAGAUGGCCUCAUCACGCUUUACAUCGAGACAAAGGCAGCGGAGUACAUCGCCAAGAUGACCAUCAACCCCAUCUAUGAACGCGUGGGCUACACCACUCUGAACCAGGAGCCCACUCUGAAGAAACUCCUGCCACACAGCCCAGAGAGGCCCGGCGGACCGGUCCCUAUCAAAGAUGGCCGAAACACAGAGGAGAGGCUCACGUCUCUGGUGCGGCGCGCCACGCUGAGGGAGAGCGACAUGGUGCCCAAGUAUGAGAAGGUCCACAACUUCAAGGUUCACACGUUCAGAGGUCCUCACUGGUGUGAAUACUGUGCCAACUUCAUGUGGGGUCUGAUCGCUCAGGGAGUCAAAUGUGCAGACUGCGGGCUGAACGUUCACAAGCAGUGCUCCAAAGUCGUCCCCAACGACUGCCAGCCGGACCUGCGGCACGUCAAGAAGGUCUACAGCUGCGACCUGACCACGCUGGUCAAAGCCCACAACACCAAGAGGCCCAUGGUGGUCGACAUGUGCAUACAGGAAAUCGAAGCUCGAGGUCUUCAGUCUGAGGGUCUGUACAGAAUAUCUGGCUUCAGUGAGCUGAUUGAGGACGUCAAGCUGGCCUUUGACAGAGACGGAGAGAAAGCAGACAUUUCAUCAAACGCUUAUGAAGACAUAAACAUCAUCACUGGCGCCCUCAAGCUGUACUUCAGGGAACUGCCGAUUCCUCUCAUCACAUACGACGCCUACCCUCGCUUCAUAGAGACUGCAAAAAUUACAGACCCAGAAAAACGACUGGAGUCUCUGCAUGAGGCCUUGAAGCUGCUGCCCCCCGCCCACAUCGAGACACUCAGAUACCUCAUGGCUCACCUCAAGAGGGUCACGGAUUAUGAGAAGGAGAACCUCAUGUCCAGCGAGAACCUGGGUAUCGUCUUCGGCCCGACGCUGAUGAGGGCGCCAGAACUGGACGCCAUGACGGCCCUCAAUGACAUCCGAUACCAGAGACUGGUGGUGGAGACACUCAUUACCAAUGAAGAUGUGUUGUUCUGAGAGAAAAGGACAAAAAAAAGCUCCGGAGAAAUGGAGGAACAUGUCUGGAAAGAUGAAGGAAGGGACUGUUUACGAGGAUUCCCCCGCAUUUAUAUGUCAUCUUUCACAAUCAGCAAACUUGAAGAUGUUAAAUAUUGAUAAUAACGGCUGAAACUCUGAGCCUUCUGAGGUAAAAAGAAACGUAGCAAAUGCCCAUGUAGGGGAAACACUGGUUUUAUUUUUUAAACGGAUGCCUUGAAACUUUUAGCUUUUAGUUUUUCUGUUUAUUUAUCCUGUGAGAAGACCAACAAAGGUGGCAUUGUUUUAUGCAUCUUGACAUUUCAAGUUGAAUCGGAAGCUACAGAAGAAGAUUUGUGAAGCAAAUCCCAUAAAAUGAGCUCAAUUUGUAUAUUAUUUGGGUAAUUUUUAGCAUAUGACAUUUAUUUUUUCUCUUUGUUGUAGCAAUGCUUGUUAGCUAAAAACCUUUAUUCUGUCUAAAACUGUGGUAAGCAAAAUUCAGCAACAUUUAAAAUUAAUUUCAGUUCAGUUCAAUAAAAAAUGCUUUAUUUAUCCCAAAGGGAAAUUAAAUGUUGUCAUAACUCAUAUUGUCAAAGAGUCUUUUGGAAUGUAUUAUGGUUAGAAAACCGGGCAGAGAGAUGUUGGAGUAGGGGAUAUGGUUGGCUAGAAUUGAUGGUUUGAACAUCCUCUUUCUCUCUCUUUAACCAUGAAGCCUUCUUUUCAACUCCUCUUGGAUUGGUGGUCAUAUUACAUGUAUUAAGGCCUUUCCAGGGAUUUAAUACCAACAAGCAUUUUUACAACAAAGAAAUAAUCAAAUCUGCGACAUGUUGUGUUUUUCUUGCUACAGACUUCAAGACUUCACUUUUCUGUCUUCACUAUGAUGUCAACAUGUUCAUUUAAAUCUCCUCUGAGAAGGAAGCAGUACUGGCUUCAUGAAAGUAGACAGCAGGAUGAAUGAGAAACUCGAAACAUCAGUGAUUUGGACCUUUUCUGUUUUUAAAUUUCCUCCCAAAGCUGGAUUGUAACUACACAGCAGAGAAACUAUUUCAUACCAUUGCUGAGCUUUAAUUUGAGACGUUUGUUGCUGAAACACUUUUGCUAUGAGUUGUUAAACUGUUAUUUUAACUGAAUCACAAGUAAAUUAUUAGGAGUGUUAAAUCUGAUCAAACAUCUCCAGCUGUGAAGGUUUAACGUACAUUUUCAACCAGUCAAGUCAGUAUUUCUGGUCCAAAGCUGUUGAUAACUGCUUGUAAUAUGAAGGAGUUUAUUUUCAUCUUCUUUUUAAAGAAACUUGUGUCAUUUGAAGGGAUAAAAUGGAGGCCUUUUGCUUGUUUCUCCUCAUCAGUUAAGACUCCCUAUUUCUUGUCUUUACCCCCACUUCUGUCGGGGGACGGUGUUUAAAUUGAAGCGUUGAUGACCCGGAGAAGUAAAGAGUUGGAUGUAACUAACAAAGUUCUUUAUCAAACAUUACCUAACCAAGUACUAACAUCAAACUUUCCCUCUGAGCCUCUUGUCUGUUGUCUGUGAAAUUUGCUUUAUUUUUAGCAUCAUGAAAUGUCAUUUUUUUAUUGUCAUGUUUGUAAAGUAUUUUCUAUAUGGUUUCUGCAUGUUGUAAUUAAAUUAUUAAACCUGGCUUUCAAAUCA
Gambusia affinis (western mosquitofish) is the source of this 3243-nucleotide messenger RNA. Its product is annotated as N-chimaerin. The record is from RefSeq and is a predicted model, not a curated record. Gene Ontology annotation, biological process: positive regulation of GTPase activity; signal transduction; regulation of small GTPase mediated signal transduction. Gene Ontology annotation, molecular function: GTPase activator activity. Bases 223 to 1602 code for a protein of 459 amino acids. Lineage: Eukaryota; Metazoa; Chordata; Actinopteri; Cyprinodontiformes; Poeciliidae. The transcript has 15 exons.